AUGUGGAUACAGACGAAGCUCAACUGGUUUCCGCUUUCGGUAACCGAACAAUCAGGAUCGAGUGUCACCGUUGCGAUUCUCGUGGAAAACCAGACGAUUGUUCGGGCUCUGAUAUUUUUGGAAACUGUGAACCCUGGUUCACUUCAGGAACCCGUCUCUGUCCUCUUUUCUACGGGAUCGGGCAUUUUCAGAGGAGUUCUGAUAAGCUCUCGUGCGAAACCGAGACCGACCGAGCUGUCGGCACAUGCUGCACUUCGAUUGACACAGAUUGAAGAAGAAUUUAUGAUGAUGUACCAUCAGCCCAUGCCCGAUACAGUUUUUCGCGUUCCUCGGGAUCCUACCCCUUGCAGAUUUGAAGUCCAUCCACCACGCGAAGCUAGUUUCCUCCCCUGUGGAUGGCGGAAUAGACUACUCGAUAUGGUGCAACUUUCUGGGGAAUUACGGCCUCGGGUUGGGGAUGCACAAGUAUGUAGAGCCGUGACAUAA
This is a messenger RNA of Aspergillus vadensis CBS 113365, 486 nucleotides long. RefSeq lists its product as uncharacterized. NCBI's taxonomy places the organism in Eukaryota, Fungi, Ascomycota, Eurotiomycetes, Eurotiales, Aspergillaceae. The transcript is spliced from 2 exons. The record is from RefSeq and is a predicted model, not a curated record. The coding region runs from base 1 to 486 and encodes 161 amino acids.